AGUAGCAAAAAGAAAUUGAGAUGGCUGCCAACGCUUUGCGUCGUAAAUGCCACUACCGUCCUGCAGCGAGAACUCUGAGAAGUUCAGGAACGUGAAUUGAGGCGUGCUUGGACUUGCGACAGAUAUUUACUCCCACACUGUCUUCAAUGAAUGCUGAUGAGUAUUCUGCUUCUCCUCUGUAACGCUUCGCGGUUCAGAAGCGCCCCGUCCUGCUCUAGCAAUUGAAGCUCGAGCUGCACCUCAUCCUUACCCGGUGUGAGUAGCAGAGCAUCGUUGACGAGAACUCAUCCGGACUCGUCGUCGAGUUCUUCUAACGGUUCGCCGUCGCGGGUUUCAUCGAGUCUCUCUUGUGGCGUGAAUCCUAUUGAGUCGUUCUCGUCUUCUUCGGUCCAACCGAAUCCGGUUGAGCCGUCGUCGUCCACUACUAGCGGGCUCUUCUACAUGUUGUUGGCCGCCAUGCGAAGCAAAAAAAGGAAAGAGAGGUUCAAAGCGAAGUUUCAUAGGAGCCUUUCCUAUUUGAUGUCGCAGUCUGUCUGCGAAACAAUGGUACUGAAGAUGAACAGCAACAGCUGUUUUGAGUAUCUGCUUGUGAGUGCGUUGUUGUUUGUUAAAUAGUUUCGUCUUCUUCAUUGUAUUUCUCACCUCUUCUCAUUCCCUCUCUAAAUUCAAUUUAUCUGUUGUUUUCUUUUGAACUUUGAUUUUCCUGCAGCGUAACACAUGAAGAGAUGUGGCUAACCACAAAGCAAACCUCUUUUCAAGUCUACAGAUUUGUCAUUCAUUCGCUGCAAUUAACAACAUAUUCAGUGGUGUGCUGUUAAAGACGCUCUGCGUUUGUUGUUGUUGUUGUUCUUCGUUUUUGGAAAAAGCGUGUGCCUUUUUUAAUGGUCUAGAUCUGCCAACGAAGCUUAGUUCUCGCUGUGGAGAAGGUGAGGCGUCUCUCGGACACUAUUCAUGCAGCUGAGAUCGACAUCUGUAAGCCUUGUUGUAGUAGCGCGGUACUAUUCUGCGACAUGCAUUCCUGUUGCUUGUGCUGUGACAUAAAAACCAAAAGAGGAGAUCAAUGAUUUUUUGUCUUUCUAGUUUGCUGUGGCGUGGUCUUUACGUGACGCCAACAGAUGACACCGGCGUUGUGCCUUCGGAGAAACGCAUAUGUUGCCUGAUUGGACGGGAAAAAACAGAGUUUGUAUUUAAUCGAAGAUUUUGCGCACGAUGCAGUGUUGCGUUCACGCACAUGUGUGUUCUGGGCUUUUUUGUUUCCUCAUUUGAAAAUUGCGUGUACCGUCUUCCUAGGUAUUGCACGAGGCUCUCUGUGUUUGCUUGUUUGUUUCGAUACAUUUUUGUCUUUGAGCGUAUUCGCUUUCGUUUUUUUCUUCUUCCAACUUUUUUUUUGUCAUCAUCAUGCGUUGUUUUUGUUAGUGUUGUUUUCGACUCAAACAAUGCCAGUUCAGCCUGA
Molecule: messenger RNA, 1453 nt
Organism: Leptomonas pyrrhocoris
Lineage: Eukaryota; Euglenozoa; Kinetoplastea; Trypanosomatida; Trypanosomatidae
Exons: 1
Coding region: 1061-1453 (130 amino acids)
Source: RefSeq, a predicted model, not a curated record